AUUCCAUUUGGAGGCAUUCCUGCUUUCUACAAACAUUUUCGCACCUCAGCUUUACCAUCAAGAGCACUACAGCUGAGGUAUCUCAUUGUACCAUGUGGCGGCAGCGAAAUCGAUGCAAAAAUACUCCGGCAACGCCGAGUUAUCGGCAACGUUUCAGGCAUAUAUCGGCCCACCUACAUUCGGCUUUCUGAAGUCCAGGAAGGACAGCGGUACAUAGUGCGAUUCACUCCCAGCAGUGAAGACGAGACGAUACGUGCCAACAAAGUGGGAAUGGCCGUGACUACAACCGGCAUCUUCCAACACCUACCAGAACUACCAGAGAAUAUAACAGUCUUCGAAGUACAAAACCGGUGCUCCUUGGCCACCAUUGCAUGGUACAGUUCGCCAGACAAUCGAACAGAGAGGUACUGCAUAAUUGUGUUCAAUUUACCGCAUCGUAAUCGUAGUUCCAUCGAUUACACGAACUACUGCCUUGAUUUUGGAAGGCGCGUAGUGCAGCAUCCACUCUUUGACUCCAUCAAAUGCAUUGAGCGUUCGAAAAGUGCAACUCUUGAAACGCAUACAAUUUUUAAUCUGACGCCAGGUGAAACAUAUCUCAUUUACGUCACUGCCAAUCUGAGCGAGGGGAGGUCACUGCCAUACCAAUCUCUGCGGAUUACCAUGAGUCAUCAAUGCAGUAAUCAUCUUAUUGAGUCGCGAGAACAAACUGCAUAUUAUUAAACGUUUUUUCAACGGAGUGUUUGGAAAGUAAAAUGGAUUUCAGGAGUAUGGUUGAAUGACAGCAGCAUAACCUGUGCCUCAUCUGAACAUCUUCUGACUUAUUUGUUCAUUGGACUCGCUGUUUAAUUGAUUUCAUCGAAAUACUAUUCAAAAUUACCAUUUUGCAUAUACGUACAUAUAUCUAAGUAGUUGAUAACUACUUGUACUAUAAAUGAGUAUAAUUACAUAUAUAUUUACAUAUGUACAUACAUUUGCAUAGUUAUACAUAUACACAAUGCAAUUGCCAGUUCCACAAUUUAAGCGCUGAAAGACUUAAGCUUAUGCCUUUGACAUGUGUCUACUUUAGUUAAGAAUACGUAGUCGAAAACCAAAUGCAUUGCCUAGUUAUAGGAGC
Rhagoletis zephyria (snowberry fruit fly) is the source of this 1114-nucleotide messenger RNA. RefSeq lists its product as uncharacterized. The record is from RefSeq and is a predicted model, not a curated record. NCBI's taxonomy places the organism in Eukaryota, Metazoa, Arthropoda, Insecta, Diptera, Tephritidae. Gene Ontology annotation, molecular function: protein binding.